AUGAUGGAGGACUUCAACAGUGAGACAGACAGUGACUACACUAGCUACUGGAGAGACUGGUUCGUCUCCUCGCGGGGAAAUGAGUACUUCUGCGAAAUUGAUGAAGAUUACUUGACCGACCGGUUCAACCUGACGGGCCUGAAUACCGAAGUUCCAUACUAUCAAUAUGCGCUGGACCUUGUAACCGAUGUAUUCGACCUUGAUGCCGAUGAUGAUCUCCGAGAGCAGAUCGAGAAGUCCGCUCGCCAUCUUUAUGGAUUGGUUCAUGCUCGUUAUAUCGUGACCACUCGCGGGUUGGCAAAAAUGCUCGAUAAAUACAAGAAGUGCGACUUUGGGAAAUGCCCACGUGUCUUAUGUGAUGGACACCCACUUUUGCCUAUGGGUCAGGCCGAUCUCGCCAACUCAACCACCGUCAAACUCUACUGCCCUAAAUGCGAGGAUAUCUACAACCCCAAAUCCUCCCGUCAUGCCUCAAUCGACGGUGCUUACUUCGGUACCUCGUUCCACUCUAUUCUCUUCCAGGUAUACCCCGCCUUGAACCCUGAGAAGAGCCUCCGCCGUUAUGAGCCCCGUAUCUAUGGCUUCAAGGUACACGCAGCUGCCGCUCUCGCGCGCUGGCAAGACGGCCACCGGGAGGACCUCCACUGGCGUCUAAGCGAAUUUGAUAUGGUCCACAAGUUCGUCGAAGAGAGUGAGAGUGAAGAUGAAGCUUUCGAGUACGGCGAGGAGGCAUCGAAAGCAAAGACCGAAAAAGUCGCCGGAGAUGCGGCCUCCGGUCGCAUGGAUCUUGGCAACUAA
Penicillium verhagenii is the source of this 798-nucleotide messenger RNA. Its product is annotated as casein kinase II subunit beta family protein. Gene Ontology annotation, cellular component: protein kinase CK2 complex; cytoplasm. The transcript has 3 exons. Lineage: Eukaryota; Fungi; Ascomycota; Eurotiomycetes; Eurotiales; Aspergillaceae. Bases 1 to 798 code for a protein of 265 amino acids. The record is from RefSeq and is a predicted model, not a curated record. Gene Ontology annotation, molecular function: protein kinase regulator activity.